CUUCUUCGCUAAAAGAGAGAGAAAAUAAACGAACUUUACAUUGGAGAGAAGGGAGUAGUGAGGGGAAGAGGGAAGGAGAAGGAAGACGAAGAUGGCGGCAUCUCUUCAAGCUGCAGCCACCUUGAUGCAGCCCACCAAGCUGGGCGUCGCUGGCCGGACAGGCAGCAGCCAGCUGCUGCUCAGGCCUUCCUCCUCCCACGUCUCAAGGGCCUUCGGCUUCGAGCCAUCCGCCGCCAGACUCACCUGCUCUCUCCAGGACGACCUCAAGGAGCUCGCUCACAAGUGCGCCGACGCCACCAAGAUCGCCGGCCUCGCCCUCGCCACCUCCGCCUUGGUCGUUUCGGGAGCGACCGCAGAGGGAGUGCCGAAGCGGCUGACGUUCGACGAGAUACAGAGCAAGACGUACAUGGAGGUGAAGGGGACGGGGACGGCGAACCAGUGCCCGACCAUAGUGGGUGGCGUCGAGUCCUUCGCCUUCAAGGCAGGGAAGUACAACCUGAAGAAGCUAUGCCUCGAGCCGACCUCCUUCACGGUCAAGGCCGAGGGCGUCAGCAAGAACGCCCCGCCGGAGUUCCAGAAGACUAAGCUCAUGACGCGCCUCACCUACACGCUGGACGAGAUCGAGGGCCCCUUCGAGGUCGCCUCGGACGGCUCCGUCAAGUUCGAGGAGAAGGACGGCAUCGACUAUGCGGCCGUCACCGUUCAGCUUCCCGGCGGCGAGCGCGUCCCCUUCCUCUUCACCGUGAAGGAGCUCGUGGCCACCGGCAAGCCCGAGAGCUUCAGCGGAGACUUCCUGGUGCCCUCCUACCGUGGCUCGUCCUUCUUGGACCCCAAGGGACGGGGUGGCUCCGCCGGGUACGACAACGCCGUGGCUCUGCCCGCUGGAGGCAGGGGAGACGAGGAGGAGCUGGUGAAGGAAAACAACAAGGACGCGUCGUCUUCGAGGGGGAAGAUCACGCUGAGCGUGACGCAGACCAAACCGGAGACCGGCGAGAUCAUCGGCGUGUUCGAGAGCCUCCAGCCGUCGGACACAGAUCUGGGUGCGAAGGCGGCCAAAGACGUCAAGAUCCAGGGCAUCUGGUACGGCCAGCUGGAGUCGUAGAGUCAUCGCCAUGGCCUCUCUCUCUUUUCUCCACUUCCUCCAUUGUAAUGUUUCUCUCUCCUCUUUGUUUUUCAAAGUAAUGAGACUAUGCUAUUUGCCGUUGCCUUCUUC
Messenger RNA from Nymphaea colorata (pocket water lily), 1213 nucleotides. RefSeq names its product oxygen-evolving enhancer protein 1, chloroplastic. Gene Ontology annotation, biological process: photosystem II assembly; photosystem II stabilization. The record is from RefSeq and is a predicted model, not a curated record. The transcript is spliced from 2 exons. NCBI's taxonomy places the organism in Eukaryota, Viridiplantae, Streptophyta, Magnoliopsida, Nymphaeales, Nymphaeaceae. The coding region runs from base 92 to 1102 and encodes 336 amino acids. Gene Ontology annotation, cellular component: photosystem II oxygen evolving complex. Gene Ontology annotation, molecular function: oxygen evolving activity.